Molecule: messenger RNA, 2962 nt
Organism: Meleagris gallopavo (turkey)
Lineage: Eukaryota; Metazoa; Chordata; Aves; Galliformes; Phasianidae
Source: RefSeq, a predicted model, not a curated record
GGCCUGAAGAUGUGGCACUGUGCUUGCUUCCUCUCCCAAAUAUCAGGGUGAUUUCUUAGCCCCAGUUAACAGAGUCAGCUAAUGAAAAAUGCAUAGGUACACAAACGGGUUUGAUGAUUUUUUCCUUAAUUGCACGGAGAAUGAGUUAGGCUGUGAACUGCUACUGAAGGAGCAUCUGGGAGUGUUCUGACACAUGUAGGAGCAUGUCAUGCUCUAAACAAUGCCCAAGCAAUUAAGCAAAUACAUUAAGAAGAGUUAGGAAGUAUGUUUUAAGCUGUAUUUUGUUUUGGUUUGUUUUUUUAUUCAUUUAGUAGAAUUGCUGUCAAAUUAAAUUGCAUGUAACAUUUUUCCACUGCAGUUUGAGUGAGCUGUAACACCGUCACUAGCAGGAAAUAGCUGACAGCUUUGUUCUUGUAUGACUGCAGCAUAUCAUGGACAGAGUGCUGCCCCCAUAGCAGCACAGUUGCAUCCACACGUUAUGUUCUGGUGAGGCAUCAGUCAGAACAUUAACCUUUCAAAAAUCUUUUCUUUCCCUUCUGCACAAAAGCUGAUUUUUUUGUGCUAAUAACAAAAAAUACCGUUAAGAGUAAUUUCUUAUGCCAGCUCAGUCUAAAUAUCAAUGGCUCUGAGAACAUUAUGAGGUAUAAUUUGUGUCUUCAAUGUGUUUUCAAAGCAUUGUUUUUCCUCCCUGCGUACAGCUGCAUUCCAUGAUGUUGAGAGGAGUUGCUCACAGUGCAAAAGAUACAGUUACAUUACUGUUGGCAAGAUGUCACUGCAGUAGCCCUGCAUUGAAUUUUUUGUCUUUGCGGCCUGAGGUAACAAACAGAAGCUUCUUAAUCCAUUCAAGAUACACAACUGAUACAAAGCCAAGAGAGGAAAAUAAAAAAACCAUUGAGGAGCUCCACAGACUGUCAGUUGACAUUAAGAAAAUACGCAGAGGAAAGGAAUGGGUCCUUCUCCAGGAGGUGGCCUACGUUCCAGAAAUCGCCAGAAUUCUACGAGAAAUGGGUGCGGAUGAGCCUGCUAUAGCCAGUAUCUUGGAACGCUGCCCAGAGGCAAUGCUGCGUAGUCCUGCAGAGGUGAACUCUCAAAGAGCUCUGUGGCAACUGGUAUGCCAGAAGGAAAACCAGCUGAUUAAAUUAAUAGAGCAGUUUCCAGAUUCUUUCUUUACUACUGGGUAUCACGAGAACCAGAAAGCAAAUAUUCUAUUUUUUCAGGAACUGGGACUUAAAAAUAAUAUAAUCACCAGGUUCUUGACAAGCGCACCCAAUAUCUUCCACAAUCCAGCUGAGAAAAACAAACACGUGAUAGAGACGUUACAAAGAAAUUACUUAAGCUUAGGAGGUUCUGAUGCAAAUAUGAAGAUCUGGAUACUGAAGUUACUGAGCCAAAAUCCAUUUAUUUUGUUAAGUACCUCCUCAGCAAUUCAGGAAAACUUGGAAUUUCUGCAAAAGAGUGAUUUCACUGACCACGAAGUCCUACAGCUGCUGUCCAAACUUAAAGGUUUUAUUUUUCAGCUUACACCCUCCACUAUGCAGAAGAGCAUGCUUUUUUCCAAAAACGUCUUUAAGUGCAGCGAUCAAGAAUUCAAACAACUGGUGCUGAAAUGCCCAGCCCUUCUCUAUUAUUCUGUUCCAAUUCUAGAAGAAAGACUUGAAGGACUGCUGAAGGAAGGAAUUUCUAUAGCACAGAUUAGAGAGACACCAAUGGUGCUGGAGUUGACGACACAAAUUGUUCAGUACAGGAUUAAAAAACUCUCUGCUUUGGGAUACAAUAUAAAGAGUGGAAGUCUAGAAAACUUGAAUGGUACUAAGAAAGAUUUUGAAGCAAAUUAUGGUAAGAUACAAUCAAAGAAGGAGAGACCAAUGUUUAAUCCUGUUGCUCCUCUAAACAUUGAAGAUUAAUUUGAAAACUGUACUUAAAAUUAUGCAAGUGAGAAUGAUCAAAGAGAAAAGAGGUUUUGGUUCUUUGAUAGGAGUUAAAGCAAAAGUCAUCUUAACCAGAUUGUAGUCUUAUGCUGUCCUUUGUCGUGGAGCGGGCUUUAUGCACAACUUCAUUAUAAAAUUGCAGCUUUUUAAUGCUGGUUAUGGGAAAGGUUGAUUAAUCCUUUACAUAAGGAUUAUUUUUUUUUCUCCCAGGGAGCAUCUUAUAUAUAUUUUUGGCUCUGAUUUCCUUAUCUGCCUGGCCUCCAGCUUCUGUGGCUUUUCAGCUCCAUCACUGCACUGUCUGUGGUAGUGCUUAGCGUAAUCUUUAUCUGAGAAAGAAAAGGAGGAUUAUUUUGCCAGUAAUAUGAAUCCACCCACUGGUCCACUGCCUUUGGAGAUGUAUUUCGAGUUCCAUUCCUUAUUGCUGCAGGAAGUGGCUAUAGUUCCUGCAUCCUGAAAUGAAGAAUUGAAGCAGAUGUGACUUUUGGGUGGCAGGAACCAGCUCCAGCAUAGUCUGAAAUAGGCAGAAUACAGCAUUUGUAUUUAGCAGCUGCUAUGGUAAUACCCUAGUGUGUUCAUUUACAAACCAUAAUGCAAAGAAACUACUAGACAACCUCCUUGAAAUUUCCACGACUAUAGAAACUGACUCCUAUUACAAAAGGAUGGGGAUCAGAAGGAAAUACAUUUAUUGCUGUUACAUGGUUGUUCAUUUCUUUUCUAGCAAGGCAUGGGGAGAGAAAAGGUUAUGGAGUGAGUUAAACGAGUCUCACAUGACUGAAAAAGUCUUAUUUUUGUAUGGUAUAACAGAACUAGAGUCUGAGCACACUGGUGAUUAAAAGUGACCAUCAGAUUUGCAAACAGCUGCCAUAGUUUCUAAGUAUAUGGGUGACAGUUUCUCAUGUAUCACUGUAAUUGUUGACAAGUGCUGGCUUUUAAAAUAAUACCUGUCCUACAGUGUUUAAAUCCUUGGGGGAUUUUUAUUUAUUUUCAUUUAUGGGCUGUGAAUAAAAAUAAAAAAAAGUAGUAGCACCAUUAAA